AAUAACUCCAGACACUGAUUCUGCUUUUCCACAGGAUUCUCUUCGGACAGCGCCCAUACUGGUGGGUCCUGGACACCGACUACUACAACAACACCUCUGUGCCUCUGAUAAAGCAGUUCCCAGUCACCUGUGAGACUGGACCAGGGAGUCCUUCCGGCCAUGCCAUGGGUACAGCAGGUGUAUACUAUGUGAUGGUCACUUCCACCCUCUCUAUCUUUCGGGGAAAGAAAAAGCCGACCUACAGAUAUCGGUGCCUGAACAUCAUUUUGUGGUUGGGAUUCUGGGCUGUGCAGCUGAACGUCUGUCUGUCACGAAUCUACCUUGCUGCUCAUUUUCCCCAUCAGGUUGUUGCUGGAGUCUUGUCAGGCAUUGCUGUUGCUGAAACUUUCCGCCACAUCCAGAGCAUCUACAAUGCCAGUCUCAAGAAAUAUUUUCUCAUUACCUUCUUCCUGUUCAGUUUUGCGAUCGGAUUUUACCUGCUGCUGAAGGGGCUCGGUGUAGACCUCCUGUGGACUCUAGAGAAAGCCAAGAGAUGGUGUGAGCGGCCAGAAUGGGUCCACAUUGACACCACACCCUUUGCCAGCCUCCUGAAGAACCUGGGGACCCUCUUUGGCCUGGGGCUGGCUCUCAACUCCAACAUGUACAGGGAGAGCUGCAAGGGCAAGCUUAGCAAGUGGCUCCCGUUCCGCCUCAGCUGCAUCGUGGCCUCCCUUGUCCUCCUGCACCUCUUUGACUCUUUGAAACCCCCAUCCCAAAUCGAGCUGAUCUUCUAUAUUCUGUCCUUCUGCAAGAGUGCGGCAGUGCCCCUGGCAUCUGUCAGUCUCAUCCCCUACUGCCUUGCCCAGGUCAUGGGCCAGCCAGACAAAAAGUCCUUGUAAGGAAUGUGGAGUCUUCGGUAUUCAAAGUCAAUGACUGUGACAACGAGUGAGGGCAACUAGCGAGGGCAACUAGCAUGUUCCGCCAGCCCACUUUGAAGCCAGAGGUGCCAGAGUCAACUCAGGUGACCCCCUUCCUCCUUUGCAAUUCUAAUUGUACUGGGUGAUGGUUUUUUGAAAAGCUAACAAGGCUAUUUGAAAAAGCCUUAUCUGUUAGAAGAUGGGUAGUUCUGGAUUUUUCCCUGAAGACGUACUUGUUCUUCUGUCAGAUACAAAAGCCAGACUCCCAGAUAGGGUCAGCUCACAUCCCAGGCUGGGGAUCCCACCUGAGAAUUUUCUACCUGUGCUUAUACUUAUCCAGCCAAGGAGAAAGGAGAAGUGGAUUUCAUAGGGAAAGAAGGAUGGAUUAAGAAGGAUUUUUUAGUGUCUUGCAUAUCAUGCAAAUUAUGUCAAGCAAUACCUAAAUGGCUUUGAUUAUAUUUAAAUCUUUAUGUAAGGGACUCUCAAUAGUGAGGGACCAACUUAAAGUAUAAUUAAUAGGUGGUAAGUGGGGAUAAUUCUGCUUCUUGUAUUUUUCUACUGUAUACCAGUGGUCAUUUUAUUUACUAGGAUUUCAGAAUGGCUGCAGUGACCUAGAUUUGUGCUAAAGUCAGAACAUUCAGGCAUAGUCAGCUUCUCCUCUAUCACACUAGAUCUUCCUCCUUAUUAGCCCAGCUCUGCUUUCCCCAGAAAUUUCCACUGGCUCCACACCCGACCUGUUGGAUGAUGAGAUGCCUAAAGGCAAUUCUGUGGUGGUGCUUUUGUAUGUUUCAGUUAAGAUCUAAAAUCUUGGGCAAAAAGACAAGCAAGGGGAAGGCAAGGAGAGGAAGCAAGGAUUCUCCUCCCCAGAAGGUCACUCCAAUGUUACUUUUGAUUCCUGAAGGGAAAUCUAUGACUCCUGUCUCUAGCCCAAGCCAACCAGGAGCACUUUCUUGGAGGGAAAGCCUCGUUGCCUGUUCUCCAGUCUCAGCUGAUUUGCAGAAUAUGUCCCUUAAAAAAAAAAAGCUGAAGCCUAUUUAUUUGAGAGCCUUUGUUUUUGCUACUAAUUAUAUGGUUCACCAUAUAUUAUCAUUCACACCAGCCAUCCUGGUCAUAACAUCUUUGAAGAGAAAAAUAUAUAUGUGCAGUAUUUUAUUAAAACAUUUUAUCUAAGAGUGAA
Molecule: messenger RNA, 2073 nt
Organism: Hipposideros armiger (great roundleaf bat)
Lineage: Eukaryota; Metazoa; Chordata; Mammalia; Chiroptera; Hipposideridae
Gene: G6PC1
Product: glucose-6-phosphatase catalytic subunit 1
Exons: 4
Coding region: 165-878 (237 amino acids)
Biological process (GO): glucose 6-phosphate metabolic process; gluconeogenesis
Cellular component (GO): membrane
Molecular function (GO): glucose-6-phosphatase activity
Source: RefSeq, a predicted model, not a curated record